Molecule: messenger RNA, 2733 nt
Organism: Tetranychus urticae (two-spotted spider mite)
Lineage: Eukaryota; Metazoa; Arthropoda; Arachnida; Trombidiformes; Tetranychidae
Product: gamma-tubulin complex component 2
Biological process (GO): cytoplasmic microtubule organization; mitotic cell cycle; microtubule nucleation
Cellular component (GO): gamma-tubulin complex; spindle pole; microtubule organizing center
Molecular function (GO): gamma-tubulin binding; microtubule minus-end binding
Source: RefSeq, a predicted model, not a curated record
CUUUGUGAACAGAAAUGGCUCCAGAUGAUUUACUGUAGUUUACUUUUCUCUGUUUACAUUUUUGUUUCUCUAAAAUUAAAUUGUAAAUUAAUUUUCUUUUUUUAUUAAUUUGUGUGGUAAACAACUCAUAACUCUAACUUUCAUCUUUAUUUCAGUGCAUCAUGGCUGAAUACAAUAUUCAUCAUCAUGUCUGGAAAUUAAUGCAGCUUCUUGAUGUACGUACCGAUCGAGGAGACAUGGAGACAGCUAUUGCUGAAAGAUUACUUGAAAGUAAAACGUUACAAGGUAAUCGUAAAUCAUCUGCGUCAACUAAAUUUGUCAAAAAAUUGAACAAUCUCAGUAAGGGUGAAUUUAAAGAGAAAUAUGAAGAGCUCAAAGCAGCCAAUAUUAUGGAAGUUGAUCCAUUGGUACAGCUGUUGGCACGAAUAUCCGAGUCUGAAGAUGUGAGGAAUUUUAUCAAAUUACAAAAAAUUUUUAAAGAAAAGACAAGAUCAGCUUCUGUUGGACAGAAAAGUGAGACGCCCAAUGAAAAAAGAGCUACAUCGUCCUCAGUUGAAUCUGUCAAUCGUCCAUCCAAAAGGGAUGCUAGUUCCACUAAAUCAGAUCGAAAGGUAGAUUUUUCAUGUCUCACAUAUGACUUUUCUCCUUUUGAUUGGCCUUCCGAUGCAAUUGUUCCUCCAUUAUCAAGUAUGUCUAUUACUGAUCAAGAAAGUGCCCUUAUUGAUGAUCUCCUCUAUGUUCUUGUUGGUAUUGAAGGAAGAUAUAUUCGUCGAACUGUUAUUUCAGAAAAGAAGUUCCGCCUGGUAGUUGAUGAUGGCACCGAUAAAUUACUGAAGACGCUGGUUGAAAGAAUCAUCAUUAUAUGCCCUUUAUACUCUGGUGUCAUAUUUUUUAUCGAGCAUCAUGACUUUGGUCUCGUUAACCAAGCUCUCAUUGCAUUUAUGAGAGGAAUAAUUCACGACUAUUUCCUUCUCAUCACUCAAUUGGAACAUCAACACCGACAAGGAGAUAUGACUCUUCAAAAAAUGUGGUUUUUCCUACGAGAUGUCCACUCUGAUCUUGAAAUUCUCAAGCAAGUUAGCUACAAAAUUAGACAGGGUAAAUGUAUUGGUGGAGCUGUUUUAAGCAUAUUACAUGAAAAAACUGUGAGCCAUACUGGAAAUAUUCGUGCUUCUCAAUUCUGUAUGAAAAUGACAUCGACUGCUUGCGAACCCUAUUUUAAUAUACUUGAAAGAUGGAUCUCAGAAGGUGUCAUCUGUGAUGAAUAUAAAGAAUUUUUCAUUGAAGAUACAGAAACAGAAUUAGGAGAAGAUCUUUGUUCAGAAUCUAAUGAUGACUCCUAUUGGGAAAGUAGAUACGAAGUGGUAUCCAAUCGCAUGCCUAUAUUUUUAUCUCGUUUUGCUGAUAAAAUAAUGAAAACAGGAAAAUAUUUAACCGUUAUCAGAGAAUGUGGCAAAGUAAUUGGAGAAUCUCCCGAAUGUGAACCUCUUCAAUAUACUAUUGAGGAUAGAGUUUAUGCUGAACGUAUUGAUACUGCUUAUAAUUAUGCUAGUAAAAAGUUGCUUCAUAUGCUAAUAAAUGAAUCAAACUUAAUUGCUCAUCUCAACUCGGUUAAGCACUAUUUCUUCAUGGAUAAGGGUGACUUUUUGGUUCUUUUCAUGGACAUGGCUGCUGAUGAACUCAAAAAAGAUAUCGACGAUAUUGUACCCACAAGACUUGAAUCUCUACUUGAAUUGGCAGUUCGAACCAGUGUUAUGAGCACAGAUCCUCAUGCAGAUUUUCUCGGAAUCGAGCUUCUCAAUGAUUCAGUGUUGUUCCAACUCUCUCAAAUUUUAAGCCACGGAUCAGCCUCUUUCCUCGAUAACAGUGACAAACAAAUGGAGUACCCUGAAAGUUUAAAAGGUUAUGAAGCAUUAGCUUUCAAAUACAAAGUAGAAUGGCCAUUAUCUUUAAUUUUAAACCAGCGUAAUAUUGCUUGCUAUCAAAUGCUGUUUAGACAUUUAUUUUACUGUAAAUGGGUUGAAAGACAACUUGGUAUAACCUGGAAAGAAAAUAAGAUCUCGAAAAGAUUCGCUCUUAAAACGAUGAAAUCCUAUGCUGAAGCAUUUGGUUUACGCCAAAAGAUGUUAAAUUAUGUUCAAAAUUUAGAAUAUUAUAUGAUGGUUGAAGUAAUCGAACCAAACUUCCAUACAUUUUUGCAAAAAGUCAACUCUAAAGUAACCAGUGUAGACGAUAUGAUUAAUGAACACACAAUUUUCAUGGAAGGAUGUCUUCAAGAUUGUAUGUUAACACAAAAAGUUGCCCUUCAAUUAAUGGUUAAAUUACUUAACCUUUGUAUGGAUUUUGCUUCUUUUAUGCAUACAAAUCAUCAGCUUUCAGCUCAAUUUGAGCUUCAAGGUGCAAGUGAGCAAAUCAGAAAAGCUUAUGAAUUCAAGCCUAUUAAAGAAGAUGAACAAAGUGAAGUCUUACCAAGUUUCGAGCAAAGGAUAAAUCAACUGCACACAGAAUUUAAUGACAAUCUACAACAGCUUUUAAAUGAAAUAAUUAGUCAACAAAAUGAUCAUUACACCGGAAAAAUGCUUCAUAUUCUUUCAAGGCUUGACUUCAAUGAAUACUACGGAAAGAUGAAUAAUGGAUAUUCUUGUCCAGAUCAGUGAAAAAAUUUUGUAGUUAACUUAAUUGUAAACUACAGUUCUACUUACUGUAAUAUAUUUAAGUUUCUUCUAUUGAUAA